This is a messenger RNA of Bombus terrestris (buff-tailed bumblebee), 3187 nucleotides long. Its product is annotated as cuticle protein 7. The record is from RefSeq and is a predicted model, not a curated record. NCBI's taxonomy places the organism in Eukaryota, Metazoa, Arthropoda, Insecta, Hymenoptera, Apidae. Bases 2653 to 3051 code for a protein of 132 amino acids. Gene Ontology annotation, cellular component: extracellular matrix. The transcript is spliced from 3 exons.
UUCGCGGGCAAACAGAACUAUUCGUCUUUCUCUACCUAGAACUAUCUGCUUGGAAUUUGUUCCGAGGAUACUCGAAGCGUAGUCAUCAUCUCGUGGAGGGUUCGUUACGAUCAACUCUUGUGUAUGCGACUGGGGAUGAAAGAGCGUACCCACCGCGUUAUGUAGACAACAGCCACGACGUUAAUCUCGGGAUUUACCCCUCGGCUUUCAGUCUCCUUCACUACUAUCUGUUCUCGUAUAGCGAUAUUACCUGGUAAUAAUCAUUGGUCUUAUACAUAGAAGAGAACAUCCGCUCGCACACAACAUAGCUAGGCUUCUACUUUCGAUUCUCCUCUGUUUCGUUUCCGUCUCUUUCUUCACGAUGUGCACAUUUUACCGUGCAACUGCAUGCCAUGGUGCGCUCACAAGACAAAGGGUUCGUGCAUCUGGAAGAUGGUUAGGUACUUGCGCUUUCCAGCGCAAUGCUGAUCGCGUGACUCCACGUUGAGGCAGAGAAUCACAGACUGCUUUACGACAGGCGCUCUUUAAAUUGUUUGGCGAUCGAUCGAUUUCGAAUAUUAAUUAAUAUUGACUUUCCUGUGGAAGAUAGGGAUCGAGAACCAUCGAUGAGUACACGCUUGAAGAAAAUUGAGCCUUUAGAUAGACCUCGUUUAAUUAAAAUAGAUCGGUUAUAUAUGAAAAGUUUUAAGUGGAGGGUCGGCAAAGUCAUCGAGCCUUCUGAUCUCGAUAAAUUCUUUAAUAGAAUUCUCCCCUGAUAAAUAAGUAAAGAAAACCCGCGCGCAAUACGCAUGAACAUCGUUGAAGCUGGAAAUAAAUAAGGUGGAAAUAAGGAAUAUCUGGAAAUAUACCUAUCGCUCAUAGAACGCUGUGAUUUAUUGUGUUAGCUGUGCCAAUUUCUCGUUUGAGAACAUAGGCAGGGAGCUGUAUUCCAAGAGCUCGUCUCGUGGGAUUGAAAUAUGAAUACGAUUCUAGCAUCACGUGUUUGCGCGUGUAGUAGGAAUUCAGAGGCACGUACGCGUCAUAUGUAGCAUAAGACAUGAUCCAAUGAAAUUGACAGCUAAGCAUCGUGUUUCACGAAUAAAAAAAAUUCUACGAGUUUCGACACACCGACGAAUUACACGAAAAUGGGUAAUUAACCAUCGUAUGCAGCGCAGCUCGAGUCGAAACUUGCCAUCAAAAUUACCUCAAAAUUUAAUGUUUACUCAAUUAUCGAAAAUAGUCGAACAUAGUCAAAGGCUAUGAUACCUUGUUAAACGUGAUAGUACUGUUAAGUUGUAAACUGAAAAAUAAUAAUCAAGGGAAAGAAAAUUACCGUGUCGACGAAGCGAUAUCGAAGCAAAGUAAACCGUUGCUGCCUCUUGAGUCGGUUCGUUCGUUUUAUAUCGCUAGAGUGUCGUCGGCAAAUCUUAUUUAAGGCAGAUUUAUCGCUGGCCCAACCCUGAGAUCGAGCUAUGAUAUUACGCUGGACUCGGAUGCGCUAUUCACAUCGCGACUCUUCGGCUCAAAAAGUGUCAUAACUCAAAAGCCGAGCGCCUCUUCGAGCACUUCCGCCGCUCCAGCACAUCGUGUGCCAAAAUCCAUCCUCUUCUCAUCUCUCUGUCCCGUUUCUCCGUCGGCGAGAAUCAUCUCACUCCACGACAGACCAGAUAGAAUUCUGUAGUUUUUGUUAAUAACGUAAGGAUCGCUUACGGAAAUAAAAAAAUUCCCCUGCUUCCUGUGAACGUUAUUUCUUCGAACUCUAAUGCAUUGACCACGAGUUCUUUGGGUAACGAUAUAACCCGUCGAACAUGAGAACGGUAACUUUUUUGUUCGUGGAUUUUGGCGUUAGUCUUCGAGAGUCGUAAAAGCUGUAUCUUGGAACUUACUCCGUAGAUAUUUCGCCAUACGAAGAAUCUCGAUUAACUCGAAACUUCUUUAUCCUGAUAUACAUUAAAAAUAGAGAUUUACCUGUAUCUUUGCUGUAGUAAACCGAACUCGAUUUGUGGUUCUAUGUUGACGAUUACGUUGAAACGUGUCUCGAAUAAAGCCAUGCUAGUCCGCGUAUUUAAGAGGAUGCAUAAUACGAAAGCACACGGAACCGAUGGAGAAGCAGCUUCCGGAGCGCGACGUUGAGUUACGAUAUAAUCGCAUUUCUAUACAAUCUUGAUGUAAGAUGGAGUUUCAGCCGAAAUGGAGCAUGCGAUCGCGGCAGAGAGCUGUUUCCACGAAGAAAGUCGUAAGGCAAACUCGUAACGCAAUCUGUAGGAUCUAUCGUGCAUGACGAGCAGGCGAUGCCAUGAUCGAUACGCGUGUGUCGCCUGGUUGAAGAAACAAAUGCCUUUUGCCGGAGUUUCAUUUUUUCGUACUCUUUCCCAACGAAUUCCAUUAGUGCGACCGGAUUGGCUAAUGUGCGCUCGAGCGAGCAUCGAGCGACGCUUUUUGCGGCCACGGCCCGCUUGAAUAAUUGUGUUUUGCAACGUCUGCAGCGACAAAGUUCCGGGCAUGGAUCCAAAGAAGAAUUAAGCUGAGGGAAACUUUUAAAGUGGACCUAUAAAAGGAACAAUAUCAUCGGACCGACCUAUUCAGUUUUCGAACGAUCGCGGAGGAAUCGUAUCGAUCGUUCGAUCUAUUCUAUCUGUUUACCGGAGUAUAGCACGACCAUUCGACAGUGAUAUGGCUUUUAAAAUUUCUUUAACGGCAAUUCUGAUGCUGUUGGUUCUAUUUCACGAGAGAGCCGACGCGGGCGGUCACGCGCACUCUUUUCAACAUUUCCACGGACCCGUGAUAGGCAAUGCUCGAGAGGUGACUUGGAAAGACAAGCACGGUCACCACGAUCAUGAUUACGUGGCACAUCCGCACUACGAGUUCUCAUACGGCGUCGAGGACCAUCAUACCGGCGAUUAUCAUGGCCAAAAGGAGCAUAGAGACGGUAAAGAAGUAGUCGGUGAAUACACAAUAAAAGAGCCCGGCGGAAAUAUUAGAACGGUGAAAUAUCGCGCUGGAAAGGAUGGAUUUUUCGCUCACGUUCUUAACAGCAACGGUAACGACCACGACGUAGGACACCACCAUUAAACGAAACGUUGUUUCAUUCAUUACCAAAGAUUUCUUGUUACGUUGCGAUUGUUGUUGUUAUGCAACGUUGAUUGUUUCGUUUUUUUGUUGUUGCACUGAUUAAAAAAAGAGAGAAAGAAAAAAAGGUAAAUCGAAA